This is a messenger RNA of Rhipicephalus microplus (southern cattle tick), 1119 nucleotides long. RefSeq lists its product as uncharacterized. The record is from RefSeq and is a predicted model, not a curated record. NCBI's taxonomy places the organism in Eukaryota, Metazoa, Arthropoda, Arachnida, Ixodida, Ixodidae.
GCGUGCGCUGCGAGUGCGUGUGGGAGUACCUGCAGCACAAGUGCCUUGCCGGGCUUCACAUGAGUCAUGACAAAUCAUAAGGAUAGAGCUUCACGGAAGAGGAAGAGAGCCGCCAUCGCGGCAUGUCGAGCACGGGCAGCAGCUGCAUUUUCACACCAUUCAAGGAAGGCGAAUUCGCCGGAGAGCAACAGAGAGCAACGCCAAAGCGCCGCCUGUACGCCAUGCUUGGACGACAGUGGUUUUGCCAGAGAGGAUGACGCAACGUCUGAAUACUGGGACAAUUUCGGCAUCGUCGAGGAGUCGCUGCCGGGCCUGAGUCUGGAGACAAGCGUCACAACUCAGCCAGAGGAGCCGAUCAUCACCGGAAGACGAGUUGUGUCGCUGGCCCAUUUCGUGAACGCUGUUCGUAGUCUCGACGACCACAGCUGUCCUAAGCUGACUGGACGUUUUGCACUCGUGAAAGAACGGAGAGUGGGGCUCUGGUCGGAGCUCACUUUUACCUGCAGUGAAUGUCAGGAAAUCAGAAAGUUGACGACUGACCCCGUCACAGAACCAACGUCCCUCACUGACAAAGCAAACGUAGGAGUCAAUGAUGCUGCUGUUUGGGCAUUCAUGAGUAUCGGAUCGGGCCACUCGCAGUUCGAGGAAGCAAUGGCAGUCAUGGAAAUUCCUGCUAUGAGCAAAGGGGCUUUUCUACGCCGGGAGGAGUCCCUGGGAAAGUGCUGGAAAACCGUCCUUUUUGACCAAAUGAUAAAAGCCGGAAAAGAAGAAAAAAAACUCGCGGAAGAAGCUGGGGCUUUCUGUGAGGAUGGCAUAACCCCCUAUAUUACAGUGAUUGUCGAUGGUGGGUGGUCACACCGCAGUCAUGGACACCGGUAUUCCGCCAACUCUAGUGUCGCUGUGAUUAUAGGAGAACGCACGAAGAAGCUCCUCUACCUAGGAGUACGAAACAAGCUGUGCAGUACCUAUCCCCGUACUACGCGCAGCAUGCCCAUACGCAGACCACAGUGGAAUGUGAAAGCAAUUGAGUCACACCAGCAGUCUAAACGAGCUUCGAUGAAGAACAAGGAGGCAAAGCAGAGUGGCGACUCGGACAUUUUCCACAGCCUUGAGUGGUAG